Molecule: messenger RNA, 579 nt
Organism: Camellia sinensis
Lineage: Eukaryota; Viridiplantae; Streptophyta; Magnoliopsida; Ericales; Theaceae
Source: RefSeq, a predicted model, not a curated record
AUGAAGAUUCUAAGCUGGAAUGUCAGAGGUCUACGAAGGCCUGAAAAGAGAAGGAAAAUCAGGAAGCUAUUGUAUGAUAGGGCAGUAGAUUUGGUUUUGCUCCAAGAAACAAAGCAAUCAAGCAUCACAACCUUGUUAGUAAAAAGUCUUUGGCCUAGAGGAAAGUUGGAAUUCAUGACUGUAGAUGCUGCAGGCCUAUCUGGUGGACUAAUCUGCAUUUGGGAUCCUGAGGUCUUCCAUCUUUCAGAUUGCUGCUGCAGCAGGAACUUCAUUCUUUUGUCAGGUAAGGUUCACAAUUCUUUUGACUGUGUUGUGGUCAACAUCUAUGCCCCAAAUGAUGUAAUAAGGAGGAAGGCUUUAUGGGAAAAUCUGUUAACUUUGAAAACUAAUUUUUCCAAUCCAUGGUGCCUUGGUGGAGACUUCAAUGAGAUUAGGAAUGUGGGGGAAAGAAUAGAAGUUUCUCGCAGGGAUAGAGGCAUGCAGGAGUUUAAUGACUUCAUUGAAAAUUGUGAGGUGGUCAAUGUCCAAAUGCUAGGCAGAAAAUUCACUUGGUGUAACACUAUUGAAGGGAAAAAGUAG